This is a messenger RNA of Eleginops maclovinus (Patagonian blennie), 1658 nucleotides long. RefSeq names its product nuclear autoantigenic sperm protein-like. The record is from RefSeq and is a predicted model, not a curated record. Gene Ontology annotation, biological process: CENP-A containing chromatin assembly; DNA replication-dependent chromatin assembly. Gene Ontology annotation, cellular component: nucleoplasm. Gene Ontology annotation, molecular function: histone binding. Bases 124 to 1503 code for a protein of 459 amino acids. Lineage: Eukaryota; Metazoa; Chordata; Actinopteri; Perciformes; Eleginopidae. The transcript is spliced from 13 exons.
GCUAGUUUACAAACGAGGAAAUAGGCCGGAAAUGGUAGCAAUACUUCGCGCCAAAUUGAAACAACGGAACAGUCUGGUCAGAGAGUCAAGACAUUCCCACCGUUAUUACAAAGAUAAGUUAACAUGGAGGAGGCGAACAAACUCAUCGGCACGGGCAAGAAGCACCUGGUGAUGGGGAAGGUGGUGGCGGCAGUGGGCGCCCUGCAGGAGGCCUGCGGCAUGCUAGCCCAAAAAUAUGGAGACACAGCAGAUGAGUGUGGAGAGGCAUUUUUCUGGUGUGGUAAAGCCCUGCUGGAUUUGGCACGGAUGGAGAAUUCUGUCCUCGGUAAUGCCCUGGAAGGAGUACCAGAGGAAGAGUAUGAUGACGAGAAACCAAAGGACUCCAACGUUGACAGCAUGGAAAACGUCGAUGAGAACACCAGAGACAAGCUGAGGGCUGAGGUGUACGAUGCCAUGGCGGAGAAGAAAAAAGAAAAUGCGGACAAGGAGAGUGAAGAGAAGAAGGGAGACGUAGAAGAGACUGAUGAGCAACCGGACGCUGCAGAGAAAGAAGAAAAGAGUGGCGACGUUGAAGAAAGCAAGCCCGCUAAAAGUGAGGAAAAAAUGGAGACCGAGAAAGAAUCGGGAGAUAAGGAAGAGGAGGCGGAAGAUGGAGAGGAGGAGGAAGAAGAAAUAGAGGGUGACACAGAAGAGGGAGGUGAAGGAGAUGCUGCUGCAGAGAAGGACAGUGAUGAUGAGGAGGAGGUGGGGAACCUGCAGCUCUCCUGGGAGAUGUUGGAGGUAGCGAAGGUUAUCUACAAGAGGAAAGCGUCGAAAGAGGACCAACUCAUGGCAGCCCAGACUUACUUGAAACUGGGUGAAGUUUCUUCUGAAUCAGGGAAUUACACGCAGGCGUUGGAGGAUUUUCAGGAGUGUCUGAAGCUGCAGAUGAAGCACCUGGACUCAGACAGCCGCCUGCUGGCAGAGACGCACUACCGGCUGGGCCUGACCUACACCCUUAACCUGAUGUACAGCCAGGCCAUCAAGGAGCUCAACAGCUCCAUCUCCGUCAUCAACUGCCGGCUGGACAAACUGAAGCAGCUGCUGGACAAGGCCGAGGGCCCGGAGGCUCUGCCCGAGGAGAGGAAGGAAAUGGAGGAGCUGAAGGCCCUGCUGCCAGAAAUCCAGGAGAAGGUGGAGGACACUGAGGAUCUGAAAAUAACCGGCGAGGCUGCUGAGGGAGCAAAGGACGGAGGCUCCACUUCCUCCACCUUCCCCAGCUCCACUGCGCUGAAUGAGGACUCCUCAAGCGGCUCAAAGAUUAACGGCACCUCUACCAACGGACAUGCCUCCAAAGCUCCAGCCUCAGACAUCUCCCAUCUGGUCAGAAAGAAGAGGAAACCACAGGAGAGUCCAGGGAAGGAGGAGGGCGUCACGAAGAAGGUGAAGCAGAGCGACGAUCAGACCAGCGGAGUUCACAAAGCCAACGGACACACUAACGGACACGUUGACAUCAAGACGUAAGAGUUAUCGUCACCAACCUGGUCCCUGAACAGUGUGUUUGACUUUAUCCAACACGCCGAGCUCUCCUGUUCCGACACUUGCCGCUGUAAAUAUGUGUUGUCUGUUUAUUCACCUAUGUAACCUAUGAUGUUCAAUAAAAACAAUAUUUGAUAGAU